CGUUGUUGCCAUUAUUCGUCUGCCUCGCAGCGCUUGGGGGAAAGGAGUGUUGGGCAAGCUCUGGGCAAAAGGUUGAAGGCAGCAGCUUCCGUGUGGCUUCACAUCCUGUGUAGGCAUGUGCACGCCAUUCGCACAUGCCCGUUUCGGCUGGAGACUGGGCAGUUUUUGCUCUCGCACCGGCAAGACCACAGAAGCAGCAUCGUACGGAGGAGAGAGGUAGAAGCAGACAGAGUCAGGGAGAGGGGGGAAACCCAGACAGACCAACCAACCGAGAGAAGAGGGUGGGUGGAGGAGUCGCCUCUACGUUUCUGGUUCCUGGCGUUCCAACAAGUGAAUCCUCGCUAUGCGUUGACAAAGAGAGGCAAGAGCUUGACACCAAUGAAAUACACAAAAUUGUAUCUCUGCGCUGAUCCUGUCGGGAAACCAUGGGAGCCGCGUUCGCUCGCGUGGGGCCAAGUCAUCUCCCUGACGCGCUGCUUCGGGGACUGCUGAAAAGGUGAGGCUGGAAACUUUGCCAUGCGCCAGCAGGCACUGCCAGUUCAGUGCCUGACUCCCCCUUUUCCCCGGCUGAUCUUCCGAUGGGCAGCUUUUUUGCUUGAAUGGCACACGCCGGCGGGGACGCUGACAUGGAUCUGACCUGAAGUCGCAUCAGGGGUCAUUCUGAAAAAGAAACCCAAGUGUGGCUCUAGGUCCUUUCAAUACGUAUCUCUCUGAAGUAGGAGGAUCGAAGGGAGGAAUCUUUUGCUAUUGACUAAGGUGACUAGUCACUGGUAAUUUGGAACCGGCGACUGGGGCUCCCAGCUAAGUUGUCCGCACGGUGAACUACCCGUGGGCUUCGCUUCCUUAUUUCUUGUCUUUUUAACGCGACCCAUCCGAUUCGUCAGCCCGAGAAGACGCGCCAGAGAUGGGGCGAGAAGACGCUGCUAUGCCUUGCCGCCUGUUUUGAGCCACGUGGGCACUGACUAGUCAUUUGUAAAGCUCAACAACUGUCAUGAAAAAGCCAGGAAGGAAACUGCCCCCGAACUCCGGCAGCAACAGCAGCGUGUGCUUUGAAACGGUGAAUUUCUCCCACUGGGGCUUUUUGACUGAGGAAGAGGCGAGUCUCUUUCCUGCUGUCAUCGGUUAGAGAGGCGGAUGGGGGAGGAAAUCCAUUCAUUCAGUUCUGCAGGUGUGUAAUCAGCCGUAGCCGCCGAAUCUCCUGUGGACCUACAACCGAGCAACAUCAACAACAACAACAUCCCAGCCCUCUGCAAAGGAUCAGGUUUCUGGUGCUUGUGCGUGCGAUCUUUUUUAAUUAUAAGAUUUUCCCCUCCCCCUUCCCUGCCUCUCUUCCUUCCUCCUGUGUGCUCCACGCCGAGGAGUGGGCGCUCGACUGAAAUUGGUCGGCAAGUGUGCCUAAUCCCCACCUUGAUCCCCACCCGACAUCCCACUCCUGAACCAAAAAACAAAACCAGCCUCGCACUUGGCUUGGCAGAAAAGAGCAGCGACCAUUCAAAAGAAACAAAGAAAGAAAGAGGUGUUGCCACUCAUUAGAUCGGGGUUUCCUUCCUUUUCUGAGCCCAAAACAAAAGCCUCCCUUUCUCUGGAGAGUCGCUCUUGCUAUUUAAAGUCAGACAAUGAGGCGCCGGGAAACUCCCCUAGGCAGCCUGGAGGGAGGCAAAGCGCUUUAGCACCCACCGCGCGCCAAGGGGAAGAGAAGGAGAGUUUGCCUGCCAGGUCCGCUUCAGCCCGAAGGGGAAGCUCCCGCCUGCCUGGGCUCCCCGAUGGUUUUGCCUCGACUCUGGGAGAGCUUCAGAUUCCAUCGUGCGCGCCUCGCCCUCCUGAGCUGCUUCUGCACUAGAAUGUUGCGGCAGGUCUUGCACAGGGGGCUGAGAACGUCUUUCGCUAGACUCGGCCACUUCAUUGCCAGCCACCCGGUCUUCUUCGCCUCCGCACCUGUGCUCAUCUCCAUCUUGCUGGGGGCCAGUUUCAGCAGGUACGAGAUCGAAGAGAGCGUCGAGCACCUGCUGGCCCCCAAACACAGCCUGGCCAAGAUCGAGAGGAACCUGGUCAACAGCCUCUUCCCCGUCAACCGCUCCAAGCACCGGCUCUAUUCCGACCUGCAGACCCCUGGGAGAUACGGCAGGGUCAUCAUUACAUCCUUUGUGAAGGCGAACAUGCUGGACCAGCACCACACCGACCUGAUCUUAAAGCUGCACUCUGCUGUGACCAGAAUCCAAGUGCAAAGACCUGGUUUCAAUUACACAUUUGCCCACAUCUGCAUCCUAAAUAAUGACAAGUCUUGCAUAGUGGAUGACAUUGUGCACGUCCUGAAGGAACUGAAGGCUGCUCACUUGUCCAAUCAAACUAAUUUUGCUAUUACAUAUCCAAUCACACGCUUGAAGGAUGGCAGGGAGGUGUACAAUGGGCACCAGCUUGGUGGGGUCACUGUGCACAGCAAAGACCAGGUGAAGUCUGCUGAAGCCAUCCAGCUCACCUACUACUUGCAGGCAAUUAACGCCAUGAAUGACAAAGUGGCAGAAAAAUGGGAAUCCAACUUUUGCGACACUGUUGAACUUUUUCAGAAAUCCAACAGGAAUGUCACGAUGUAUCCCUUCACUUCAUCAUCUCUUCAGGAGGACUUCCAGAAGACAAGCAGGGUGUCAGAACGUUAUCUAACCACAAGCCUGGCUCUUGUGGUCACUUUGGCCAUGCUGUGUUGUUCCAUGCAAGACUGUGUCCGCAGCAAACCCUGGCUUGGCCUCCUUGGGUUGUUAACUGUGAGCUUGGCCACUCUCACUGCAGCUGGAAUCAUUAAUCUAACUGGUGGGAAAUACAAUUCUACCUUCCUGGGAAUUCCCUUCAUCGUGUUAGGUCAUGGGUUAUAUGGAACAUUUGAAAUGUUGUCCUCCUGGAGGAAAACGAGAGAAGACCAACACGUUAAAGAGAGGACUGCAGCUGUAUUUGCAGACUCCAUGCUCUCCUUUUCUCUCACCACUGCCAUGUACCUGGUCACUUUUGGGAUAGGUGCCAGCCCCUUCACUAACAUUGAAGCAGCAAGGAUCUUCUGCUGCAAUUCCUGUAUUGCAAUUUUCUUCAACUACCUCUUUGUACUCUCCUUUUAUGGUUCCAGCCUCGUGUUUACUGGCUACAUAGAAAACAACUACCAGCAUAGUAUCUUCUGCAGAAAGGUACCAAAGCCAGAGGUAUUGCAAGAGAAACCUGCCUGGUAUAGGUUUCUUCUGACAGCCAAAUUCAGCGAGGACACAACAGAGUCAGAGGAAACAAACAGUUACGAAAGUCACCUUUUGGUGUGUUUUCUCAAGCGUUAUUACUGUGACUGGAUAACGAAUACUUACGUCAAGCCUUUUGUAGUUCUCUUUUACCUUAUUUAUAUUUCCUUUGCCUUAAUGGGCUACCUGCAGGUCAAUGAAGAGUCAGACCUGAAUAACAUUGUAGCAACUGCGACACGAACCAUGGAGUAUACUGCUGCUCAGCAGAAGUACUUCAGCAAUUACAGCCCAGUCAUUGGGUUUUAUAUUUAUGAAUCAAUAGAAUACUGGAACAUGACCGUUCAAGAUGACAUGCUAGAGUACACCAAGGGGUUUGUGAGGAUAUCUUGGUUUGAGAGCUACUUAAAUUACCUUAGAAAACUCAACAUAUCCACUGGAUUACCCAAAAAGAAUUUUACAGAUAUGCUGAGGAACUCCUUCCUGAAAGCCCCCCAGUUUGCCCAUUUUUCUGAGGAUAUCAUUUUUUCCAAGAAGUAUAACAAUGAAGUUGAUGUCGUAGCCUCUAGAAUGUUCUUGGUGGCUAAGACAAUGGAAACCAAACGAGAAGAGCUUUAUCGUCUCCUGGAAACCUUAAGAAAGCUCUCUCUCAAAUCAAAGGUUAAAUUCAUUGUUUUCAACCCAUCAUUUGUAUACAUGGAUCGCUAUGCCUCAUAUGUGGGGGCCCCCUUGCAGAACUCCUGCAUCAGUGCUUUAUUCCUGCUCUUCUUCUCUGCAUUUCUGGUGGCAGACUCUCUCAUCAACGUAUGGCUCACGCUCACUGUUGCCUCAGUCGAAUUUGGAGUUAUAGGUUUUAUGACCCUGUGGAAAGUAGAACUGGACUGUAUUUCUGUGUUGUGCUUAAUUUAUGGGAUUAAUUAUACAGUUGACAACUGUGCACCUCUCUUGUCAACAUUUGUCCUGGGCAAAGAUUUCACAAGAACUAAAUGGGUAAAGAAUGCCCUGGAAGUGCACGGGGUAGCUAUUUUACAGAGCUACCUCUGCUAUAUUGUUGGUCUGAUUCCUCUCGCAGCUGUGCCUUCAAAUCUGACCCGUACACUGUUCAGGUGCUUGUUUUUGAUAGCAUUAGUCACCUUCUUUCAUUGCUUUGCCAUUUUACCUGUGAUACUGACUUUUCUGCCACCGUCCAAGAAAAAGAGGAAAGAGAAGAAAACUCCUGAGAACAGGGAGGAAAUAGAAUCCCAGUGGAUGCUGAAUGAAAUGGACUGUACAUCUGUUAAUGAGAGGGUGAAAGCCACACAGAUUACUUUUCUUAUAUGGGACAGUAGAUGCAAAAAAACUGAGGAUCUUAGGAUAUGGACACAGCAUGCUCAUUUUGACUGACAGAAUCUAGAAUGAACCCAGCCGGAUCAUGUGCCCUCUUUACUGAAUUGACAAGAUAAAAUUAGCUCUGGACACUCUCAUGCUGGGAAGACCCGAGGAUGAAUGUUUAACCUUUGAUGAGCACAUGUGUAAUGUAUGUGCAUCAAAAAUAGACUCUAUGGCUCUGGUAUCAAUAUUAUCAAGCUUUCAAUGAGCAUGGAGGGAAGGAAGGAAAUCUCAGGUAACUAAGCAAUGUGAUGAAAUGAAUUCACACUAAUUCUUUUCCUUAAAGUUCUGUGUGGUUUAUAGCCACUGGUGAGGGAAAGAUGUCCUAAGAAAUAAAUACAUUUGGAAGCCUGCAAUUUAUUUUCUGUCUUGCAAGAGAAACUCUUCUCUCAAUUGUUUUUCUUAUAAAAUUCCCAGAAUUCAGCCACUAGGGUUUAAUGGCUCCCCUAACACUCUUUUGCAAUUGUAAGCACUCAGGGGUUUCACUGAAAAGGGUGGCUGGAUGCAGCUUCAGGACUAAUUGUAUCCUACAACGUUAUGUAAUUAUGCACCAACAGCUGAAAGGACACAAUUUUAAGUCGACCUGUUGUGACAGACACUGUGUAAUGUCAUACAAUCAAAUGCAAUGUUUAGUAAACAUAAACCUCUUUGUCAUUUUGUAUUUAUUUAUACAGGUUUAAAAAAAAUAAAGCACACAUUU
Molecule: messenger RNA, 5277 nt
Organism: Hemicordylus capensis (graceful crag lizard)
Lineage: Eukaryota; Metazoa; Chordata; Lepidosauria; Squamata; Cordylidae
Gene: PTCHD1
Product: patched domain containing 1
Exons: 5
Coding region: 1764-4592 (942 amino acids)
Biological process (GO): chemical synaptic transmission; cognition
Cellular component (GO): synapse; plasma membrane
Source: RefSeq, a predicted model, not a curated record